UCUCCGGUCCGCCGCCUCGGUCUCCCGGCUGCGGCCGAUGCUAAGCCAAUAGCGGGAUUCCCUCGCCCGAGUGUCGUCUCUUCGGGACAACCGGAUCGAGCUGGUGCGAGCGUCGUGGCAGGAGCUCACCAUCCGGAUCAGCGACGUCGGCCUGGCCGACGAGGGCCAGUACACGUGCUCGCUAUUCACCAUGCCCGUCAAGACCACCAAGGCCUUCCUCACUGUCUUAGGAGUACCAGAACGGCCCGAGAUCACAGGUUUCACCAGCCCGGCCCUGGAGGGCGAGGUCAUCACCCUGACGUGCACCACGUCAGGCGGCAAGCCGGCCGCCCACAUCCGGUGGUUCCGGAACGACAAGGAGGUCCAAGCCACGGCGGAGGUGAGAGCUUCGGGCAAGUCGUUCACGGUGGCGAGCAGCCUGCACUUCCAGGUGGACCGAGGCGACGACGGCGUGGCCUACACCUGCAUGGUGGAGCACGUGUCUCUGUCCAACCCUUACAUGACCACCGAGGUCCUGGAGGUCCACUAUGCUCCCCAUCUGGAGAUCACACAUUCGCUGAUCAUCCCGCAGGAGGGCCAGUACUUCAAACUGGAGUGUGUAUCCAGUGGAAACCCCAUACCGGAGCCGGUCCUGUGGUCCAAAGAUGGCGGCGAGCUUCCCGACGUGGAGCGCAUGAUCGUGGAAGGGCGGGAGCUCACCAUCACCGCGCUGAACAAGACCGACAACGGCACGUACCGCUGCGAGGCCAGCAACCACCUGGGGACCAGCAGCGCAGAGUAUAUUCUCUUUGUAUACGACCCCAACGCCAUCGGACAGCACGGGCCUGACCACGCUCUGAUCGGCGGCGUGGUAGCCGUGGUGGUCUUUAUCACCUUGUGUUUGAUCAUCGUCCUCGGGCGCUACCUGGCCAGACAUAAAGGCACGUAUCUUACACACGAGGCCAAAGGAUCUGAAGACGCCCCCGAUGCCGACACGGCCAUCAUCAACGCCGAAGGGAACCACGUGCACGCGGAGGAGAAGAAGGAGUACUUCAUUUAG
Molecule: messenger RNA, 1039 nt
Organism: Phycodurus eques (leafy seadragon)
Lineage: Eukaryota; Metazoa; Chordata; Actinopteri; Syngnathiformes; Syngnathidae
Product: cell adhesion molecule 2-like
Exons: 8
Coding region: 191-1039 (282 amino acids)
Source: RefSeq, a predicted model, not a curated record